CCGUGGGAUCCUCCAUGUACUGUCUGUGUCUCUCCAGUGUAUGUAUGCGGUGGGAUGAGGUGGCGGGGGGUUGUUAUGACUCGGUGAUGGUGCUCCGCCUCUCUCUGUCAGCCGGUGUUCUCGUACAAUGAGCAGAGCCAUGUCCGGGAGAGCGGCUCUAUCCUGUACACAGCCACGUUCAGCACCGCGGACAGCACCAUGGGAUAAGGGUCAGUGAGCAGUGCAGUCUUUGUUCUCAGCCCGAUCACUGUCCCCGCUCUCAGACACCCAGCCAGGAGGAGGAGGAGGAGGAGGAUGGAUGGUGUGGCCGGUUCCUUCUCCCCAUGCUGCCAAUGGGCCUGACCGGCAGGAGCUGUCCGAGGUGCUGGAAUGCUGAGUGCUGAUCGCGGCUUGUCUCACCAGGUAGGUUCCUUCUUUGUUCCCCCAUCCAAUCCACACUACAACAAUAGACAUCCACCGAGUACAGACACAGAGAGAACAAGGGGACCGGGGCCAACACCAUGAGCCACACCAAGGAGGCAUCUCACCAGGAACAAGCCAUCUUCAUGGACCACCACAUCUUCUACCUAUCCCUGCCUCCCCCGAGCCCAUUCCAAUGAGGAGCCCCAUACACCUCACAGCCAUUGUAUUGGAGGCUGCUACUACAAUCUUCACUGGAGGCUUCUCCUCCACACUUCAGUCCAGGGUGGCCCUGGCACACACCCAUCAUCUAUUCAUAUUGCUUUUUAUAGGUCUCUGGAUCUGGCAAACUGCUCAAGCCAACUUUAAAGGCCAAAGCCUUGACUGAGAACACUGCUAGGAUACCAACCUCCAAGGAUGUAGGACUUCACACUGUGCACUACUUCUUGGUGACAUGCACUUUACAUAAACAAAGACCCAAGUCUGUUUUAUGGUGCUCCUGUACCCUUUCUUAUUGCACUGACUACUACCCUGAGGAAGGGCUUCUGCCCACCACUACACUGGCCAACUAGGACAGAGCAAUUUACCUAUUCUUAGAUUAUCUGUGACAAGAUGAUGAGUGCAAGUCAAGAGGACGAUACUUUGGACACUUUCCUCCAAUAUAUAGAAGAUAUGGGGCUUAAGGCUUAUGAUGGCCUGGUAAUACAGAAUGCUUCGGACAUUGCACGGGAAAAUGAUCGCUUGAGAAAUGAAACAAACCUGGCUUACUUAAAAGAGAAGAAUGAAAAACGCCGGAAGCAAGAGGACGUUAUUAAACGUAUUGGUGGAGAAGUGGUAAGAGGAAGUGAAGGGAAUUACGUCAAUAAGCACUUCCGCAUGGGAUUUAUGACAAUGCCUGCACCGCAAGAUAGACUACCACAUCCAUGUUCUAGUGGAUUUUCUGUGCGCUCGCAGUCCCUCCAUUCUGUCGGUGGCACUGAUGAUGAAAACAACAGUUGUUCCCGCAAACAACCUCCUCCAAAGCCAAAACGAGAUCCAAACACAAAGCUAAGCAUUUCAUCAGAGACUGUUAACACUGGAACGCUAGGCAAGAGUCCAAAGUUCACAGACAGGACAGAUGCGGCAGCAAAGCAAAGACCUCACAGUGAUGAGUACACAAAGAAGAUUCCUCCACCCAAACCCAAACGGAACCCAACAACUCAUCUCAGCACAUCAUUUGAUGAGACAUACAUUAAAAAGCAUGGUCGAGUUAAGGGUAGCCUGUAUAGAGAAUUAUCUUCAUCUCAACUCAGCAGUGCUGCUUUAGAUCGAGGAGAUGAAGAACCUGUUUAUAUAGAAAUGGUAGGGAAUAUAUUAAGAGACUUUAAAAAAGAUGAUGAAGACCAGUGCGAGGCAGUGUAUGAAGAAAUGAAAUAUCCUAUAUUUGAUGAUGUUAGCCAAGAUUCCAGGUGUCUUUAUGAAAUGGAUCAUGUUAGUUGUUCUUCUCAGUGUCCUACUCCCACAGUGCCUGAUUUAGAAUUCACCAAGUCCUCAGUGCCAUCAACUCCCAAAGGCCAGACUUGUGAUAUCCCCCCUCCAUUCCCAAAUCUACUCUCUCAAAGGCCUCCUUUAUUGGUGUUUCCACCAGCACCAGCACAGUGUUCACCAAAUUCAGAUGAAUCUCCUCUAACUCCUCUUGAAGUGGCAAAGCUUCCUGUAUUAGAAAAUGUGUCUUACAUAAAGCAGCAAACUGCUAGUUCACCAUCUUCACAUACAGCACACAUUCCAGGGCAUCAGAAAGUGGAGAAAGACCAAGCAGUGGUGGUUCAUGGAAGUACUUCAUCUGGGCAUUCCUCUUCACCACCACAUGCUUCAACAACAUACAGAACACAGUCUCCUCAUGGUUAUCAUAAAAGUCAUUCUGCUUCUCCUUCCCCUGUGAGCAUGGGUAGGUCACUGACUCCUCUAAGCCUCAAACGACCUCCACCCUAUGAUUCAGUGCAUUCAGGAAGUCUGUCAAGAAAUUCUCCAUCAGUGCCUCAUUCUACUGGCAGAAACACUCCACAAGAAGGAAAGUUAAUGAAUUCAUCUACCAGUACUUAUUGUAUAUCUCAAAGCAGCUCACGUUCCAGAACACCAACAAGUCCCCUUGAGGAAUUAUCAAGCCUCUUUACCUCAGGAAGGAGUCUGCUAAGGAAGCCCUCCAGUGGAAGACGUUCUAAAGAACCUUCAGAAAAACCGCCAGAUGAAAUGAAGAUCAGGAGUCAUAGUACAGAACCCUUACCAAAGCUGGAAAACAAAGAACGAUCUAGUCACCAUACCUUACCAUCCUCCAGAGAGAAGAUGAAAGCUCAGGAAUGGGAUGGAACUCCGGGCCCAAAUCAUAUUUCCAGCAGACUUGGAAGAUCGUCAGUCAGUCCAACAAUGUUAGCAGGAAGCAAUAGCUCUGAAAUGAAAAUCAGCUGCAAAUUAGGUCGAUCAGCCUCCACGUCAGGUGUGCCUCCUCCUUCAGUAACCCCCCUCAGGCAAGCCCAUGAACAACUACAGAGCCAGAUGCCCCCUAUGCAGUGGCUAUAUGGUGACCACAAAAUGAUGGAAAUGAUUGAGAAAAAGCGUACUCUGUGCAGAGAGAUUAAAGCAAGACAAAAAACAGAAAAGGGACUCUGUAAACAAGAGAGCAUGCCUAUCCUACCCAGCUGGAAGAAGACCAACGGGUCAAAGAAGUACAGCCCUCCUCCCUAUUCCAAACAACAGACUGUCUUCUGGGACACAGCUAUAUGACGUAGACAUAGUUUAAAGACUCUGUCACAUGAAUCUAAGGUUUGAAUUGCACAGGUAGCAAUGUUCACUUGAUAGAGCAGUUGCAUUUCAUGCAUAGGGGACAUCCAUGCACUCAAUGUCACUGUUCACCUAUUGCAGCUCAAAGAAGAUUGACCUACCUACUUCACGUCACAUAUAUUUAUCAAGAUUUUUUUAAAAGAUAUAUACAACAAUAUUAAAUGUAAAUAAGGAAUCUGUUUAUGAGAAAAAGAAAGUACAUUGUUAGAAAAUAAAUUAUUAAAAUUUUACGAAUAAUUUUGAUAUUUUGUGUAAUGUACUAAAUGUAAUGUUGUUUACUAUUUUAUGUAAUAUUUUCCUGUUUCAUCUGAUUCUCACUUUGAAUUUAUUUCUGAGGCAUGCCUUUUGUUUUCCUUCUUCAUAGUGUCCUAUAAUUACCUAUAUGUGUUAUUUACAUAACAGGAAACAGAAGGAUGACAGAGAUAUAUAAAAUUUUCCAACAAUAUAUUUUAAAUGGUACUUAACGUGAGGAACAAUCUUAUAGGAUAUACUACCUACAGUAUGUUGUGUGGAGUCAUUUUUCUGCUCAGCCCUUGGUCAUUGCAGAUUGAUACUAAGUAUCUUUUAUUGCUAUUAUAAGUACUGUAUUUAUUGGCGUAUAACACUCACUUUUUUACCCUGAAAAUAGAGGAUAAACUGUG
Rana temporaria (common frog) is the source of this 3857-nucleotide messenger RNA. RefSeq names its product neuronal tyrosine-phosphorylated phosphoinositide-3-kinase adaptor 2 (gene NYAP2). Gene Ontology annotation, biological process: neuron projection morphogenesis; phosphatidylinositol 3-kinase/protein kinase B signal transduction. The record is from RefSeq and is a predicted model, not a curated record. The coding region runs from base 1012 to 3159 and encodes 715 amino acids. The transcript is spliced from 7 exons. NCBI's taxonomy places the organism in Eukaryota, Metazoa, Chordata, Amphibia, Anura, Ranidae.